AUGCCCAUCACAUCAAUUCAGGCAUCCCAACGCCUAGACUCACGCGGAAAGCCAACAGUACAGACCACCCUAACAACAGAGCAUGGCAUCUUCACCUCUAUCGUUCCCUCCGGAGCAUCAAAAGGCGACUACGAAGCCGUCGAGCUCCGCGACAACGACAAGACCGCAUACCAAGGCAACGGCGUGUUGCACGCAGUACACAACGUGAACAACGUCCUCGGCCCAGCACUCGUCAAAGCAAACUUCGACCUGUCCACGCAGCUCAAAGCCGUCGACGCUCUGCUGAUCGACCUCGAUAAGACGUCGGACAAGAGCAAUCUCGGCGCCAACGCGAUCUUGUCUCUGAGCAUGUGUGCUGCGCGCGCGGGAGCAGCGGCGGCUGGGAUUUCGCUAUACGCUUUCAUUGCGCGGGAGAUGGGCGCAACCUCGACGGAUUUCGUGCUACCGGUGCCGUUUAUGAAUGUGUUGAAUGGCGGUGACCACUCCGGCAACGCAAUGGCGUUUCAGGAGUUCAUGAUUGCGCCUGUGGGCGCGGAGUCGUUUGCGGACGCGGUUCGGUUUAAUGCGGAGACGUAUGCGUGCUUGAAAGGGUUGAUUGUGAAGAAGUAUGGGAAGGCGGCGAUCGGGAUCGGUGAUGAGGGCGGAUUUGCGCCGCCUAUCUCGCACCCAUCCGAGGCGUUGGAUUUGUUGGUGCAGGCAAUCGAGGACGCGGGACACACUGGCAAGAUCAAGGUUGGUAUCGAUCCGGCUUCGCAGUCUUUCGAGAAGGCCGGUGAAUACGAUUUGGGAUUCAAGACAGAUACCGCGCAAAAGAUGGGUAGCGGAGAGCUUACAAGGCUUUAUCGUGAGCUGUUGGACAAGUACCCCAUCGUGCUACUGGAGGAUCCGUUCGGGCAGGACGAUUGGGAUGCGUGGAUGCAAUUUAAUAAGGAUUGCGAAGUGGAACUCGUUGGGGACGACUUGCUCGCGACGAACAUUGAGCGAAUCAAGAUGGCAAAGAGAAAGGCUGCUUGUGAUAGUCUCUUGCUCAAGAUCAACCAGAUUGGUACUCUCUCUGAAGCACUUGCUGCUGCCAAGGAAGCCUUCUCAUACGAUUGGUCUGUCUUUGUGUCUCAUCGGUCAGGCGAGACGACGGACGACUUCAUCGCAGAUCUGACGGUGGGUGUUCGAGCCGGUCAUCUCAAGUCCGGCGCGCCAUGUCGCGGUGAGCGGGUGGCUAAAUACAAUCGAUUGAUGGACAUUGAAGAUGAGCUGCGUGCCAGAGGAUUGAGGUAUCGAUAUGCUGGAGAGGGCUUCAGGAGAGCGCAUGCAAGCUGA
This is a messenger RNA of Saxophila tyrrhenica, 1317 nucleotides long. RefSeq lists its product as uncharacterized. Bases 1 to 1317 code for a protein of 438 amino acids. The record is from RefSeq and is a predicted model, not a curated record. Lineage: Eukaryota; Fungi; Ascomycota; Dothideomycetes; Mycosphaerellales; Extremaceae. The transcript has 2 exons. Gene Ontology annotation, biological process: glycolytic process. Gene Ontology annotation, molecular function: magnesium ion binding; phosphopyruvate hydratase activity. Gene Ontology annotation, cellular component: phosphopyruvate hydratase complex.